Messenger RNA from Sparassis crispa, 1674 nucleotides. RefSeq names its product Acyl-CoA ligase easD. Gene Ontology annotation, biological process: secondary metabolic process. The record is from RefSeq and is a predicted model, not a curated record. The transcript is spliced from 19 exons. NCBI's taxonomy places the organism in Eukaryota, Fungi, Basidiomycota, Agaricomycetes, Polyporales, Sparassidaceae. Gene Ontology annotation, molecular function: CoA-ligase activity. The coding region runs from base 1 to 1674 and encodes 557 amino acids.
AUGCUCGAUAGCCAUCACGUCACUAGGCCAGUCAUAAAGGCCCCUAAGCCUUGGUACAUUAACCCCACGACAGGGUAUUCACUCUAUCCUGACGAGAUUCGAGCACGAGUCUAUGGGCUGGCGAAUUCGCUGAGCUCUAGAUGGCGUAUAGGAGAGGAUGAUGUCGUGUGUAUCUAUAGCCCAAAUAAUAUUGAUUAUCCCGGGGUGAUUUGGGCGAUCCACAGGCUUGGGGCCAUUGUAACUGCAGCCAACCCCUCGUACAACGCAGAAGAACUGAAGCACCAGUUGGUGAUAUCGAAAGCCAAGCUGAUUAUUGCGCACCCUUGGAAUCAUGCUAUCGCGCUCGUGGCUGCAACCGAUGCAGGAAUCCCUAGUGAUCAUAUCCUAAUGAUGGAAGCACCCGAAUCGGGAACCGCAACAUAUCCUGCGGUCCAGCAAUUGACCGCUGAAGGCUUGUCCAUGCCACAACUGUAUGAAGAGCGGCGUCUGAGGCCUGGAGAGGCCAAGACAAAGCUGGCUUUCCUCAGUUUCUCCAGUGGCACGACCGGCAAACCCAAGGCAGUGUGUAUCUCGCACUACAAUCUGAUCGCCAACGUCACACAAGUGGCACAGCGGGCGACAGCAACAGAAUUCCCGUCAGAAGACCUCAAGCCGAUCCGAGUUGGGGACGUCGCAUUAGGUGUUCUACCAUUCUUCCAUAUCUUUGGUCUUGUUAUCUCCGUGCAUUUUAUGGUCUAUUACGGGCAUUCGCUUGUGGUGCUUCCGAAGUUCGAGCUUCUACAAGUUUUGCACGUCAUUCAGCGCUAUCGGGUUAAUUCUCUGCAAGUCGUCCCACCUAUCAUGGUUCUGCUCUGCAAACACCCUGCUGUUGAAAAAUUUGAUCUUAGCUCGAUUCGAUUCUGCCUUAGUGGCGGAGCCCCGCUCUCUGCUGAGCUCACAAAUCUGGUAGGGGAGAAAUUCCCUCACAUUCUACACAUUGGCCAAGCGUACGGAAUGACAGAGACUUGCACAGCUGUGACGUUUCCACAUAUAGCAAAGCGGCUAGGGACGCUAGGGAGUGCUGGGCGCUUGCUCGAUGGUGUCGUUCCUCGUGUACUGAAGCGUGAUGGCUCUCUCGCUGGGGUGAACGAACCCGGAGAGUUGGUCGUAAGCGGGCCGUCGAUGACUCUGGGCUAUCUCGACAAUGAGGAGGCGACUCGGGAAACUUUCAAAGAUGGUUGGAUCCAUACGGGAGACGAAGUAGUAUUCAAUGAAGAGGGGGACCUCUUCGUAGUGGACCGUAUCAAGGAAUUGAUAAAGGUCAAGGGCUUCCAAGUGGCACCCGCGGAACUUGAGGGACACAUCCUGGAGCACCCAGAUGUGUCCGACACCUGCGUCGUGUCGAUUUCGGACGAAUAUCGCGGGGAGAUACCGCUCGCUUUUGUCGCGCUUAGCGGCGGCGCAGUUGAGCGUAUGAAGAAAAUACCCUCGGUUGGCCCCCAAAUCAAGGCGUCUAUUAUGAAGCACGUCGCCGACCGGACGAUCCAUUACAAACACCUGUCAGGCGGUGUCGAGUUCAUUCAAGCAAUCCCGAAGAACCCGAGCGGGAAGCUGCUCCGACGAGUGUUGCGCGACCAGGCCAGGGAGCUGCAGAAGCAAGGGAAAUUAUCGUCCCAACUGAAGGCUAAGCUAUGA